Phalaenopsis equestris is the source of this 1186-nucleotide messenger RNA. RefSeq lists its product as uncharacterized. The coding region runs from base 125 to 982 and encodes 285 amino acids. NCBI's taxonomy places the organism in Eukaryota, Viridiplantae, Streptophyta, Magnoliopsida, Asparagales, Orchidaceae. The record is from RefSeq and is a predicted model, not a curated record. The transcript is spliced from 3 exons.
UUCCCCUCCACUCUCUCUCCUUAUAUUCUCCCUUCCAUACACAAGCCACACACCCUCUCUCUCUCUCUCUCUUGUAUGCCACACACCCUCUCUCUCUCUCUCUCUCUCAAGCUUCUCUGCUUCCAUGGCUUGCAGCUUUGGAUUCCAUUUUCGGAUUCUGCUGCUGGUUUUUCUGCUAAUGAAAGCAAGUGUUAUAACUGUUAAUGGCGAUGCGUUGGUGACUGGUUCAGUCUUCUGUGAUCAGUGUAAGGAUGGCUCUCGUGGUCUCUUUGAUUAUCCUCUGUCUGGGGCCAGGGUGGCGGUUUCGUGCGGCGACCAAUACAGGGAGGAGAGCUCCAACAUUCUGGGAACUUACUCGGUCCGGUUCAACGGUAACCCGGACCUGGGCGGGUGCUUGGCUCGGGUGGUGCGAGGGCCGGAUAACUGUUCGGUGGCUUCUGGCCCCGCCCAGAGCCUUAAGUUUAUUUUUCGAAUGUUUGAUAUGGAGGCUUAUUCUGUUGACCCGUUACUGGCCCAGCCCAGUAAGGUAAUGGAUUUCUGCUCGCAUGCCGGGACCCCGGCGAAAUCCCGGCCAUCGCCGCCGGCGAUCCCAUUUGUGGAAGCUUCCGCUUGCUCUUACGACAAAUGGUUAAUGCCAGCAUACAAAUGCUACUGGAAGAUGGUGUCGCCGGAGACGCCGGUGGCCGUAGUUUUCGGACCCGUGGCUGCUGGAAAAUACGGCACCGAUAUGAGCCUAUGGACCGCUCUCCAUGGCCGCGGAGACGUAUACCGGACACUCCUACGGGAAGCCACGGCGGCGCUCCUCAACUCUUACAACAGCUUGAGCUUCCCUUAUCCGACACUCAGUGUGAUCAGUCAUAUGAAUUCAGCUCUGCUUGGCUCUCAAAGAGAAGCAUUGAUGACUGCGUUGAGAUUCCGGCGAGCUAACUCCGGCGUUGCCGGCCAUUCAACGGUCGCCUGCAAUUUUACUCCUUGCUCUUGAGGACGGUGCUAUGUUUUUGUUUUAUCAUUUUGCUUAUCUACGGAUAUUAUAUAUAUGCAGUAUGCUUAUAGUGUGCUACUUUCUUCAGGCUACGUCUAUGGGUAUUGUUAUUGUUGAGAAGGGAUUUUGAUUUAGGUUAUAAUUAAUAUUGGAUCGUUUUUUACUUGUUUUUUUUACUUUUGUUUAUAGGGAUAAUUAUACGUG